AUGCUUUUCUCAUUGCACUUUGUUUUGCUGAGCGUUGCAGUGGUGGUCGACAGCACAAUUAAAGACUGCAUCACCGCCAGCGGGGAGGACUACAGAGGCGAAAAAAGCAGCGCUUACACGGGACAAACCUGUCUGAACUGGACCAACACAACCAGAGACUAUGAUGUUACAAGCCGCUCUGACUAUGAACAUGGUGUUGGAGACCAUAACUACUGCCGUAACCCUGACGUGUCCAGUCAGCCCUGGUGUUACGUGUCCAGCCCGGACGCACAGAUCCACAGACUCUCCUGUGCCCUCCAACCCUGCGAAGAACAAGCAGUGCCUUCAAAGGCCGAGGCUGGUUCAGAGGCCGAGCCUGCCCCCAGCCAGCCUGCCCCCAUCCAGCCUGCCCCCGGCCGGCCUGCCCCCGGCCGGCCUGCCCCCGGCCGGCCUGCCCCCGGCCAGGGAGAAGGGGCCGCUGUCCAGCCCGUCAUGGGCAUCAGCCAGCGCGUACGCACCGGACCAACGAAGAAGAAGGACCUCGGCACUCUGGGCUACGUGCUGGGCAUCCUCAUGAUGGGCCUCAUCAUCGUGCUCGGGGUUGGCAUCAGUGUGGGGUACUUCUAUAAGAGGGGUCGCGACCUGAAGAAGCACCACGAGCAGCGCGUGUACGAGCGGGAGAUGCAGCGCAUCACCCUGCCGCUGUCCGCCUUCUCCAACCCCACCUGCGAGCUGAUGGACGAGAACACCAUCGUGAUCACGGCCAGAGACACCACCCCCGGCCAGGACGGGGGCGUGGAGGAGGGCGGAGACGCCCUCAUGGCCUCCGCGGGCACCCCCGGAGCGUAG
Osmerus eperlanus (European smelt) is the source of this 828-nucleotide messenger RNA. It is a transcript of the gene pik3ip1, whose product is annotated as phosphoinositide-3-kinase interacting protein 1. The record is from RefSeq and is a predicted model, not a curated record. Gene Ontology annotation, biological process: negative regulation of phosphatidylinositol 3-kinase/protein kinase B signal transduction. Gene Ontology annotation, molecular function: endopeptidase activity; phosphatidylinositol 3-kinase catalytic subunit binding; signaling receptor binding. The transcript has 6 exons. NCBI's taxonomy places the organism in Eukaryota, Metazoa, Chordata, Actinopteri, Osmeriformes, Osmeridae. Bases 1 to 828 code for a protein of 275 amino acids.